AACUGCACUUGCCCCUUAGUCGCGCUCCGACAGCCGAGCUGAGCGUGUCAAGUAAGUCGCAGUUCAUGGGUAAAAAAUUGCAGUUUGUAAGGCGCCUUUUCCGCCGUGGCCGGUCGGCGGACACCGGCGGUGGCCAUGCCGGCCGCGACAACGACGACCGGGACAGCGCCGACACCUGGACCACCAGCGGCACCAGCACGUCGUUGUCGCCGUCGAGCAUCGGCGCCGGUGAGACGUUCGGAAACAUCGCGUUGAAGAACUCCUCGGGGGUGUACCUCGGCAGCAGCACGCACACGCAUUUCCAUGGGCCUGUCACCCAAGUCGUGGCUCGCAGCAGGCUUCCACCAGUCGUCCAGGGCCGGGCGCACGACCAACAAGCAUUGCUGCCGCCGGCCGCCACCCAGGACCAGCAGCACCUACACGAUGCGCAAAGACCGGGGCAGCAGCCCGAGCUUCACGCCACCGUCGCUCUUGAUCUUUGGAAUGAGCUGUGUUGUGUUAGUACUGCGGUCGAGGUCAUAAUUCUCUUGUUUAGCAUUAUGUUUGUCGUCACCAUGCAUGUCACACUAGGGCCUAGUUCGAGCGAGGAGGAAUAUACUGCGACAACCACCGCGACCGCGGUCUGGACCCCGAAUGCACCAAACGAAGAUUAUAAUUCUACAGCGACUCAGAGCGCAAUCCCCAGCUCGCACCCACGCUCAGACUCAGAUCUGUCCCUAAAUUGUUUAUUCUUAUUAUUGAUUUGUUUCUAUCUUUGGGGACAGAACACCGGAAAUCAGUAUUUUCUGACCAUUAGUGGCACGGAGUACCGGGCGCUGCAACACGCAGAGUACAUGGGCCACAAUGGAUUUCACCGUCGCGGUGGUCAGCCAAGAAAUAACCAAAUCGCUAACAAUAGAAACAGAAGACCUGCAUUUCAAAACUACGACUGGCAAUACUAAAACAAAAAAUAAAUAACCGAAAUAAAUUAAUAAAAAUAACCGAAAA
Molecule: messenger RNA, 987 nt
Organism: Frankliniella occidentalis (western flower thrips)
Lineage: Eukaryota; Metazoa; Arthropoda; Insecta; Thysanoptera; Thripidae
Exons: 4
Coding region: 66-941 (291 amino acids)
Source: RefSeq, a predicted model, not a curated record